AAUGUUUAACAACUUUUAUUCGUUAAUAUUUUUAUUUGUUACAUUAAGCCAUUAUUGGCAUUCCUCGCAUACUUUCGGGAUAACCCAAGGAAUGCAACAAAAUAAAAGAAUUAAUAAUAAUUUAUUUAUUCGACAAAAUGUGGAUAUUGAAAGUUGUGUUAAUUUAAAUGGAAAUAUUCAACUUUUUGAAUUGUUGGAUCGAAUGUGUGCACUUUGUGCUGAUAUGUUAUAUUUACGUUCUGCUUCUAAAGAAAAUUGCAGGUAA
Messenger RNA from Meloidogyne enterolobii, 265 nucleotides. The record is from the annotation of a GenBank genome assembly. NCBI's taxonomy places the organism in Eukaryota, Metazoa, Nematoda, Chromadorea, Rhabditida, Meloidogynidae.